AUGACGUCAUCGUAUAGACGCCCGAGAUCCUACGUCACAUGUUGUUGUUGUGACCUCCUGCAAGGUCACCCGCCUCCUGCAAGGUCACCCGCCUCCUGCAAGGUCACCCGCCUCCUGCAAGGUCACCCGCCUCCUGCAAGGUCACCCGCCUCCUGCAAGGUCACCCACCUCCUGCAAGGUCACCCACCUCCUGCAAGGUCACCCACCUCCUGCAAGGUCACCCACCUCCUGCAAGGUCACCCACCUCCUGCAAGGUCACCCACCUCCUGCAUGGUCACCCACCUCCUGCAUGGUCACCCACCUCCUGCAUGGUCACCCACCUCCUGCAUGGUCACCCACCUCCUGCAUGGUCACCCACCUCCUGCAAGGUCACCCGCCUCCUGCAUGGUCACCCACCUCCUGCAAGGUCACCCGCCUCCUGCAAGGUCACCCGCCUCCUGCAAGGUCACCCACCUCCUGCAAGGUCACCCACCUCCUGCAAGGUCACCCACCUCCUGCAAGGUCACCCACCUCCUGCAUGGUCACCCACCUCCUGCAUGGUCACCCACCUCCUGCAUGGUCACCCACCUCCUGCAUGGUCACCCACCUCCUGCAAGGUCACCCACCUCCUGCAAGGUCACCCGCCUCCUGCAAGGUCACCCGCCUCCUGCAAGGUCACCCACCUCCUGCAAGGUCACCCGCCUCCUGCAAGGUCACCCGCCUCCUGCAAGGUCACCCGCCUCCUGCAAGGUCACCCGCCUCCUGCAUGGUCACCCACCUCCUGCAUGGUCACCCACCUCCUGCAUGGUCACCCGCCUCCUGCAAGGUCACCCGCCUCCUGCAUGGUCACCCACCUCCUGCAUGGUCACCCGCCUCCUGCAAGGUCACCCGCCUCCUGCAAGGUCACCCACCUCCUGCAAGGUCACCCGCCUCCUGCAAGGUCACCCGCCUCCUGCAAGGUCACCCGCCUCCUGCAAGGUCACCCGCCUCCUGCAAGGUCACCCGCCUCCUGCAAGGUCACCCGCCUCCUGCAAGGUCACCCACCUCCUGCAAGGUCACCCGCCUCCUGCAAGGUCACCCGCCUCCUGCAAGGUCACCCGCCUCCUGCAAGGUCACCCGCCUCCUGCAAGGUCACCCGCCUCCUGCAAGGUCACCCGCCUCCUGCAAGGUCACCCGCCUCCUGCAAGGUCACCCGCCUCCUGCAUGGUCACCCGCCUCCUGCAUGGUCACCCGCCUCCAGCAUGGUCACCCGCCUCCUGCAAGGUCACCCGCCUCCUGCAAGGUCACCCGCCUCCUGCAAGGUCACCCGCCUCCUGCAAGGUCACCCGCCUCCUGCAUGGUCACCCGCCUCCAGCAUGGUCACCCGCCUCCUGCAAGGUCACCCGCCUCCUGCAAGGUCACCCGCCUCCUGCAAGGUCACCCGCCUCCUGCAAGGUCACCCGCCUCCUGCAUGGUCACCCGCCUACUGCAAGGUCACCCGCCUCCUGCAAGGUCACCCGCCUCCCUAAGCUCACCCAUAAUAUAAUCAGAAAUAGAGAAAAUGAAUAA
Messenger RNA from Procambarus clarkii (red swamp crayfish), 1527 nucleotides. Lineage: Eukaryota; Metazoa; Arthropoda; Malacostraca; Decapoda; Cambaridae. The record is from RefSeq and is a predicted model, not a curated record.